AGGCACUCGUUAUUCCCUCGGCAGAAUAAGACCGCAUCUACGUAUGACCAGAGUCCCAUGACGCAUUGAGACACCACAACUUCGCCGCCGAGCUAUUGAGAGAUUCAUUGAUAUGUGUUAGAAGGGGCACACCGAAUACUUCCAAGACCAUUCCUCAACCCCCAACCAAUUGCCAAAGUCGGGCAGCAUUUGGGGCCUUGGCCUAACUCACGACAAUCAUGAUCUGAUGGCAAUUCUUAGUUGUUGAGAAAUCAAGGGAUUCCCCUCGCGAAAGGGAGACAAUCAUCAGGACUUCGUUCGCCUAGGCAGUCACCAUGGCUGGUGUUCAGAGAUUCCUCUCUAGGCGUGAGGGAAAGCGCAACCACGAGCGUGAAGGCCACCAUCACUCCAACAUCCUCAGCAAGAAGCCUCCGCCUUCAGUAUCAAGUCCUGAACUUAUCUCGAAUCCUUUCGAUCCCAACUCACCUGCCCAUUUCUAUGGCUUGUUUGACGCUCACAGUCCAGCCAAUCAGGUCGAAGAGCAAAAGGUCAGGACAUUGCGGCAGCGCUUGAUCGAUUCCAAGGGUGUCAUCUUGAGACAUGCUCAAAUCCUCUGGGCUUUGCGCUCGAAUGCUGCCAACGGCGACCUGGACGCAGCAUACGAUCUGCUCCUUGCUAUGUCUGAUGCCUCCGAAGGUAUUGUGUCCAGCUACAAUCCCAGAAUGCCAAUGUUGGGCGCCCAGAAUAGGCAGGGCGUGACUUGCUUCUUGGACGCCACGCUCUUCUCGAUGUUCUCCCGACUUGACAGUUUCGAGGCUAUGCUCUACAAUUCCUUCGAUGAUGUCCCUCGCAACAAGCUCGGCUUCCUCUUGAGGCUGUGGGUCAAUCUUUUGCGAAACGGCAAGCUCAUUACCACCGACAUCACCAAGGCUCUGCAAGACACCUUAGCAGAAUGCGGGUGGCAAGAGGCUGCAGAGCUCCAUCAGCAAGACGCGUCAGAAGCUUUCACGUUCAUCACCGGCAUGCUCGACUUACCUUUAUUGACUUUGAAAAUGGAUAUCUAUCAUACUGGCAAGGAAGAUACCAAUGACGACCAUAAAUUUAUCAAUGAAAGACUCCUUGAAGUCGCCAUUCCCCCCGACCCGACUGGUCAACGAAAGAUCAUCACCCUUGAAGAAUGCCUGGAAGAUUACUUCAACAACCGCAUCGAAGUUCGAAGGUACAUGGAGCGGAGAUCGACAAUCAGCUCUAUGCGGAAAGCCAGCGCUGUUCAUGUCGAAACCAUUGAAAUAGAUUCCGACGCAUCCACCCCCGCCACUCCCACGGCCUCCCCAGUAGGCUUACCACCCAGCUAUGCACCUCCAGAGCGCCCCGGGAACCGCAUGCGAACACCCAGCAUUAUUCAAGAACGCUAUAUUCCGGCUCGAAAUGAAACUGGUUCUUCAUUAAUGGCUGGAAAUGACUCCAAGGACUUCACCGGAAGGCUACGCGCCGGAAGUGUACGAAAAGAAGUCAUGAUGCCGGCAUGGCAAUUCUUCAGCCUUAUACCUUGGUAUACUGAUAACGCACCAAUGAAUGAUGCACAAGUGGCUGCUCAUUUCUCCUCCAAACGACCAGUCCUCGGCCUUUGCCUCAAGCGGUACUCUAUGACACCCGAAGGCGGGGCAAUCCGGCUAGAUACCCAGAUCGAUAUUCCCGUGGAGAUCGGUGUUCCACAUUUCAUCCAGGAUGAACAUAUGGAAGAGGCUGGCUCUCUCUAUGGAAAUUUCAAAUUGUCGUUGCAAUCUGUGGUCUGCCACCGAGGGACUUCUGUCGACUCCGGUCACUACAUUUCUCUCGUCCGAGGCACACCGCCUCCAAACUCUGCCAAUGGUGCAGCCGCUUCAACUCCUACAGCAACAUGGAUGAGGUUUGAUGAUCUCGCUCCUUCAAGGGUGACCGUGGUCGAUAUUGACAAAGCCCUGAAAGAAGAAACACCCUACCUGCUGUUCUAUCAGAUUGUCCCGGUUGAAGGAGACCCUGGUCAUAUCACAUCGGGCGAGGAAUCUAUCGCGUCAGCACCAUCAGAAAGAAACGCUUCGAUCAGCGAUAUGUCAAGUGUGUCCGUGUCGACGGAGAAUCAGCCAAUAUCUGGACGAGCAAGCUCCGAAAUGCCAGUUCUAGACGAUCCCCGAGGUCGGUCUCCUGUAGAAUCUCGAAGGAUGAGUGUGAUAUCAUUCUCAGACAAGCCAUCGGAACCGGCGAGCGACACAGCGUUGAACGUGCCCAAAGACCUAGAGACGUCGACUAGGACCGAACGCCUCAGUCAGUCGUUUGUGCGGAACAAUGCGAGUGGUUUAGGUAGGACCCUCUCGAAGCUCACAAAAAGGAAAAGCCGCGAAGUCCAGCUUAAUUUUACGGAAAAUGGAGCUCAGCCUGAGGUUCACGUUACAGAAAUUCGCGAGCAACCCUCGACCGAGAAGACCAAUCCGAAACCAAACAACUUGCACCCCGAGCAACACAAUCACCACGAUCACCAUAAAGGCCACAAGAGGGAAAAGAGCCAUAAUCGGCUGGGCAGAAGCAGAAACAGAGGGGAUAAGCCAGACAGGGAAUGCAUUGUGAUGUAGUGGUCUACCGUAUGGUGGAGCAGUGCAUAGAUUCUCGGCGCUCACAUGCGUCUGUUUGCAUGGGGAGUCUGCAUUAGACUUAUCCUUGACUUGGAUGAGACCUGCAAGCAUUCGGUUCAUGUGACAAAUAUCAUGACACACUGUUGCAUAAAGUCAAGAAGCACAUACGAGAGAUUGCAAUUACAGAGAAUGCUCGACGUGG
Messenger RNA from Exophiala xenobiotica, 2790 nucleotides. RefSeq lists its product as uncharacterized. The transcript is spliced from 4 exons. The record is from RefSeq and is a predicted model, not a curated record. Gene Ontology annotation, cellular component: cytosol; nucleus. Bases 315 to 2588 code for a protein of 757 amino acids. Gene Ontology annotation, biological process: protein deubiquitination. Gene Ontology annotation, molecular function: cysteine-type deubiquitinase activity; cysteine-type endopeptidase activity. Lineage: Eukaryota; Fungi; Ascomycota; Eurotiomycetes; Chaetothyriales; Herpotrichiellaceae.